Molecule: messenger RNA, 2509 nt
Organism: Trematosphaeria pertusa
Lineage: Eukaryota; Fungi; Ascomycota; Dothideomycetes; Pleosporales; Trematosphaeriaceae
Product: phosphate permease
Exons: 3
Coding region: 328-2058 (576 amino acids)
Biological process (GO): phosphate ion transport; transmembrane transport
Cellular component (GO): membrane
Molecular function (GO): phosphate transmembrane transporter activity
Source: RefSeq, a predicted model, not a curated record
GCCGGCCGGGCUGUCAGAAAGAGUGGAUUCGCCGCGCUCCAGCACACUCGAGCGAGAAAAGCGCUUCUUCUCUCCCCGCGGCCUCCCCGACGUCCCUAAACACCUGCCCGUGCCUAUUCCCGCCCUUCUCAUUCGCUCCCGCUUCUUCCCUCUCGCAUCCGCCAAGCGGCGCCCUCGCUCUCGGCGCCUGGUGCUUGUGUCCAUAUAUAUUUCCAUUUCCUCUCGACCCAAGUCUCAGGUCACUUGGCUGCCACCUCCACAUCUCUUGUCCUCCCUUGUCCAUCUCUUGACAGUCUUAGGCCCAGCGUUGGCAAGGCUUGAGCAGCAAUGGCCAACAAGACGUCGGGCGGCAACAACGCCUUCCACAACUUCAACAACGACUUCGCUCACAUCGAGGACCCCAAUGAGCGUCGUCGCCUUGCCCUUGCUGAGAUCGACAAGGCGCCCUUCGGCUGGUACCAUAUCCGCGCCAUUCUCGUCGCCGGCACCGGCUUCUUCACCGACAGCUACGACAUCUUCUGCGUGUCGCUGCUGACUAUCAUGCUUGGCAUCGUCUAUCGCCACGACCACAGCGGCACCUUGAGCACGCCCCAGGACACGGCUAUCAAGCUCUCGACUUCGGCAGGAACCGUCAUCGGCCAGUUCGGCUUCGGCGCCCUUGCUGACAUUGUCGGCCGCAAGAAAAUGUAUGGACUCGAGUUGAUCCUCAUCAUCAUCGCCACGCUCGCCCAGUCCCUCAGUGGGCCUGGCCCCGGGACGAGCGUCGUUGGUUUAAUUAUCUUCUGGCGAGUUCUCAUGGGCAUCGGAAUUGGCGGUGAUUACCCACUGUCCAGCAUCAUCACCUCCGAGUUCGCUACUACCAAGUGGAGAGGCGCCAUGAUGGCUGCCGUCUUCUCUAUGCAGGGCCUCGGACAGCUCGGGGGCGCCCUCGUCAUGCUUAUUCUCACUGCCGGCUUCAAGGGCUCGCUGAAGCAGGGUAUUAAGCACACCACCAAUGGCGCUACCGUGUCAGCAUACGCUUCUUGCUCCGGCGACUGCCAGGUUGCCGUCGAUAAGAUGUGGAGGGCCUUGAUCGGCCUCGGCAUUGUCCCGGCGGCAAUUGCGCUGUACUACCGUCUGACCAUCCCGGAGACCCCUCGCUACACCUUCGAUGUCGCCCGCGACGUCGAGAAGGCCAACGAGGACGUCAAGGUCUACAUCUCCGGCAAGAAAGGAGAAGGCCAUCCUGAUGAGAUUACCGCCGCCAACGCCCGACGUGCUUCCGUCGCCCAGCUGGAGGUUCCCAAGGCCUCGUGGUCCGACUUCUUCCGCUUCUACGGCAAGCUCCGCAACGGCAAGAUCCUCUUCGGCACUGCCAUGUCCUGGCUGCUACUCGAUGUGGCCUUCUACGGUCUGGGCCUGAACUCGUCCACUGUUCUACAGGCCAUCGGGUACGGCGGUGGCAACGACGUCUACACGCAGCUCUACAACUUGGCUGCUGGUAACUGCAUUCUCGUCUGCGCCGGUGCUCUUCCGGGCUACUGGCUUGCGGUCGCCACGGUCGACUUCGUCGGCCGCCGUCCGCUGCAAAUCGCUGGCUUCAGCUUCCUCACUCUCCUGUUCAUCGUCUGGGGCUUCGCAUACCACCAUAUCAGCCCCCACGGCAUGCUGGGCAUCUACGUCCUCAUCCAGCUCUUCUUCAACUGGGGCCCAAACACCACGACCUUCAUUGUGCCCGGCGAGUGCUUCCCCACGCGCUACCGAUCUACGUCGCACGGCAUCUCCGCCGGCUCUGGCAAAAUCGGAUCCAUCAUCGCCCAGGGUGCCAUCGCGCCCCUGCGCACCCGCGGCGCCACCAAAGACAACGCCAACCCCUGGCUCAACCACGUCAUGCAGAUCUUCUCAGCUUUCAUGUUCGCGGGCGUCUUCACGUCGCUGCUGAUCCCGGAGACGAAGCGCCGCACGCUCGAAGAACUGGCUAACGACUGGGAUAUGGGCCGCGAGUCGAUAACCGGGGCGCCGAUGCACAGCAAGACGGAGGGCAGUGAGGAGGCCGUCGCGGAAGCGGAGCAGAAGUAAGGGAGGGAUGUGAGUGUAGCGUAGCUAGCUGUUUCUUCAAUCUUUCGAUCUGCCGUGAGGGAUGCUGCUUCUUCUCGCUUGUACUGUACUACUGCAUGGUCACCACAUACCCCUAGACGGAAAUUGUAAUCAUCCUCCAUCGCAUGACUUCACCCUCCCCGUUCCUCUCCUGCUUCUUGCGCCUUUAUCCACUUCAACCCCCCUGCCCCCUUUACAUCACCGACCCAACGAAGCCAAACUUAGUGCUUACCGCAUUCUAACUCCCGCUGUUCGUCGCACUUGACACCUUCUAGCUUAAGGAAGCCAUAGGGCAAAAACUCAGGAUUUUCGCAUCAGACCCCCUGAAGUAUUUUAACCGUAACUAAGCCUUCCGCAUUGGAGUAUCCCAAAGCUGCCCCGUGCCACGGACAUCUCCUAGCACACUCCACAGCAGAAGCCUAUUCGAGUUAGC